Molecule: messenger RNA, 4537 nt
Organism: Lathyrus oleraceus (garden pea)
Lineage: Eukaryota; Viridiplantae; Streptophyta; Magnoliopsida; Fabales; Fabaceae
Exons: 3
Coding region: 1-4428 (1475 amino acids)
Biological process (GO): protein phosphorylation
Molecular function (GO): protein kinase activity; ATP binding
Source: RefSeq, a predicted model, not a curated record
AUGCAAAUUUUUUUUGUUGGGGAAGGAUUUCUUGGUAUCCAUGUGUUGUGGUCCGGUUUCAAUCUUUUCUUGGUGAAUGUGUAUUCCUCUUGUUUUAUUGAGAAGAAGAAGGCUUUUUGGGGGAGGCUUGUAGAGUUUAAAGCAAAAUUUCCAGAUGGGUUGUGGUGUGUUGGUGGUGAUUUUAAUACUGUCCGGGUUAAAGUGGAGAGGAAGGGUAUAUCGAAUAAUUUUAAUCUAAAAGAGGCGGAGGACUUUGAGGAUUUUAUUAGCUCGAUGGAUCUUGUGGAUGUUCCGUUGAUUAACAAGAAGUUUACCUGGUUUAAUUUGGAUGGGAGCGCUUGUAGUAGGUUGGAUAGAUUCCUCAUUUCUGAAAAAUUAUUUGACCUGUGGGGUGUGGGAGGGAUUGUGGUGGGGGAUAGGUCUAUUUCAGACCAUUGUCCUAUUUGGUUAAAUUGCAAGAUUGUGGAUUGGGGUCCAAAACCUUUUAAGUUUUUUAAAGGGUGGUGUGAGCAUGAUGAGUUCACUCCUUUGGUGAGGGAUGUUUGGAAGAAUACUUUUAGGGGAGGGAAGGCGAGUUAUAUUUUGAAAGAAAAAUUGUUGGCGGUGAAAAUAAAAUUGAAGAGUUGGAAUAAAGAAGUCUUCGGGAUGCUUGAUUUGAAUGUGGAUAAAGCGGUGGGUGAGCUUAAUUCGUUGGAUUUGAUGGUGGCGGAUUUAGCGGAGGAUGGUUUGGUUGAUUCGGUGAGGAGAAAUAGAGAGGUGGCUUCGAAAGAGGUGUGGGAUACUAUGUUUUUACGAGAUAACUUUUUGCGGCAAAAAGCUAGGUGUAAUUGGAUUCGGCUUGGGGAUACUAAUUCCAAAUUUUUUCACUCCGUUAUGAAAGGGAGAUUUAGGAGGAAUAAUAUUGCUUCUUUGAUUACUCCAAGAGGGCGAUUGGAAGGUGUGGAGGAUAUUAAAAGUGAGAUAUUUAAUCAUUUUAAAAGCCGCUUUACGGAACCGAUGGAGAAUAGGCCGACCUUGGAUGGGCUUAAUUUUAAUGUUCUUAGUGUGGAAGAUAGAGAUUUGUUGGAAGCUCCAUUUCAAGUGGAUGAAAUUAAAGAGAUUGUGUGGUUAAGUGAUUGUGAUAAGAGUCCGGGACCGGACGGUUUUCCGCUUGGUUUUUUGAAAAAAUGUUGGAAUUUUGUGAAGGAUGACGUGGUGAAUUUCGUUCAAGAGUUCUAUGUGCGUGGUGUUCUUCCCCGAUCCGCGACGGCUUCUUUUCUUGCUCUUAUUCCUAAAGUUGAUUGCCCGAUAAGCAUUGAUGAGUAUCUUCCUAUUUGUUUAGUGGGUUGCUUAUAUCGGUUAAUUUCAAAAAUUCUUGCGGCAAGAUUGAGAUUGGUGAUUGGUAAACUUGUGUCGCCUUUUCAAACGGCUUUCAUUGAAGGGAGACAAUUAUUUGAUGGGGUGGUGGUGCUUAAUGAGAUAUUAGACUUUGCGAAAAGGAAGCGUAGGAAAUGUAUGGUGUUGAAGGUUGAUUUUGAGAAAGCCUAUGAUUGUGUUUCAUGGGGUUUUCUUAAAUUUAUGCUUAGAAAAAUGGGUUUUGGUGAGUUAUGGAUGAAGUGGAUGGAAGGGACGGUUUUUUCUAGCUCGGUAUCAAUUUUAGUUAAUGGGAGCCCAACUUUGGAAUUUAAAACUUCUAGAGGGUUGCGUCAAGGAGAUCCCCUCUCUCCUUUUCUUUUUCUUUUGGUGGGAGAAGGUCUUGCGGGUAUGAUGAGGAAAGCGGUUAUGUUGGGAUUAUUCAAUGGUUUUGCGGUUUCGGAGGAUAUUCAUUUUGAGAUGCUCCAAUUUGCAGAUGAUACGGUUUUAGUGUGUGAUGGAUCUAAGGAAAAUUUAUGGUGUAUUAAGACCUUAUUGAGGGGUUUUGAAUUGGUGCCGGGGUUGUGUAUUAAUCUGAAGAAAAGCAAGCUGUAUGGUGUGCAUGUGGAGGAUUUUAUUUUGGAAUCGGCGUCUUCUUUUCUAGCUUGUAAAUUGGAAAAGAUACCUUUUACUUUUCUCGGUAUUCCAAUUGGAGGUAAUCAUAGACGCAGAAUUUUUUGGUCUAUGAUGAUGGCAAAGUUGAAGAAGAGAUUGAGUGGUUGGCGGGGGAAACAUCUUUCUCUUGGAGGUAAGGUUACUUUACUCAAUUCGGUGUUAAACAAUGUGCCUAUCUUUUUACUUUCUUUCUUUAAGGCUCCUAAGUGUGUUUUGGAGGAAAUUAUCAAAAUCCAAAGGAAUUUUUUAUGGGGGGAUGGUGGUGGAAGUAGAAAAAUGUGUUGGGUUAGUUGGGAUAAAAUUUGUCUUAGAACGGAGGAAGGUGGCUUAGGUGUUAAGAAUGUGGAGUGGUUUAAUUUGGCUUUGAUGAGUAAAUGGGGUUGGCGUUUUCUUAAUGAUAAGCAUGCGAUUUGGUUUAAAUUACUCCAAUUUAGAUAUGGUAGUGGUUUGCAAUCUCUUGGUGAUGUGGUAUCGAAGUCGACUCUUUCUAAUUAUUCCCUUUGGUGGAGAGAUAUUCGGUUGGUUUGUGGAACUCCUCUUGGUGGGCAUGAUUGGUUUGGUGAUUCAAUUUCUUGUAAAUUGGGAAGAGGCAAUUCUAUUCUUUUUUGGAAGCAUUGUUGGUUGGGAAAUAGUUCUCUUAAGCUUCUUUUUCCUCGUUUAUUUGAGGUUUGCUCUUUUCCUAAUGCUCUUGUGAUUAAUUGUGGUUUAUGGGAGAAUGGGGGGUGGAGUUGGAAGGUGGGUGUUGAUUCAACCUUAUUAGUAGGUGAAUUAUUGGAGGAUUGGAAGGAGUUAAUAGAGAUUCUUAAGGAUGUGAAACCGUGUACGAAUGGGGUUGAUAAAUUAAUUUGGUGGAGAGAUGUGGGGGGCUUUUCGGUUAGGAAUGCUUUUAAACGCUUGUAUACAUUGAAUAUGGCUAUUUCUAAUGGUAGUGAUUUUAGAUUUUGUGAACUUAAAAGAUUAUGGAAAGCUACUAUUCCGUGGAAAGUCAAGUUGUUUGGGUGGAGAUGGAUCUUGGGAGCCUUACCGACGAGAAAAGAACUUUGGCAUAGAGGUGUGAUUUUAGGGGUGGAAGCUUCUCUUUGUCCCUUAUGUGAUUUAGAAGAGGAAUUUGUUGGUCACCUUUUUCUGAAGUGUGGUAAAGUUAAAUUUAUAUGGAAGGAAGUGUUCUCGUGGUUUGGCUUGGAUUUUGAUGUUCUAUUGGGAAGCUCGGAUAUUGAUACUAUUGUUACCGGAGAAGAUGUGCUUUUAUUUCUAUUAAAUUCUUUGGAUGGUAGAGUGAAGUCAUCUUUUUUCGCUUUUAUUUGGCCUUUGGUUUGUUGGAGCAUUUGGAAUGCUAGAAAUAGUUUGGUCUUUGAACACUCUAAUUGGAAUGUGGUGGAGAUUUUAUUGCUUAUUAAAUCAAUUGGGUGGGAUUGGAUUUCUAUUUUGUCUAAGGGGAAUAUAGAUAUUUCUAGAGAUUUGUGGUUUGCUAAUCCUGCUAAUUAUAUUAAAAAAAUAACAAACUCUUUCAAAAACAAAUUAGGCCAAGGAGGGUAUGGAAGUGUAUACAAAGGGAAAUUACACGAUGAGCGUGAUGUUGCAGUGAAGAUUUUAAGUGAAUCAAAAGGUGAUGGUGAAGAUUUCAUUAAUGAAGUUGCAAGUAUAAGUAGAACAUCACAUGUCAAUGUUGUUAGACUUUUGGGAUUCUGUUUGGAUGGUUCUAAAAAGGCGCUGAUAUAUGAAUACAUGUCUAAUGGAUCUCUUGAAAAGUUCAUAUACGAAGAGAAAAAUCCACUGCAGGAUGAUCGUCAAUUGGAUUGCAAAACUUUGUAUCAUAUUGCAGUUGGUGUUGCUCGUGGAUUAGAGUACUUGCACAGAGGCUGCAACACUAGAAUCUUGCAUUUUGACAUAAAACCUCAUAAUAUAUUACUAGAUGAGGAUUUCUGUCCAAAAAUUUCCGAUUUUGGACUUGCUAAAAUAUGUCCAAAAAAAGAAAGCAUUGUAUCCAUAUUUGGUGCGAGGGGAACACCAGGAUAUAUUGCUCCAGAGUUGUUUUCCAGAAAUUUUGGUGGCGUAUCACAUAAAUCAGAUGUCUACAGUUACGGAAUGAUGGUUUUAGAGAUGGUUGGUCGAAGAAAGAAUAUUAAGGUUGAAGUUGAUUGUUCUAGCGAGCUAUACUUUCCACAUUGGAUUUACAAGCGUCUUGAAUUGAAUCAGGAUCUUGGACUAAAUUGUAUCAAAAAUGAAAUUGAUGAAGAAAUGGUAAGAAAAAUGACAGUGGUGAGUUUAUGGUGCAUACAAACGAAUCCUUCGAAUCGACCAUCGAUGCAUAAAGUGGUGGAAAUGUUGGAAGGGAGCCUUCAAGUGCUGGAAAUACCACCCAAACCCUUUUUGUCUUCUCCUUCAACAUCUCCAACCCAUUUAUCAUCUGAUAUAUUGUAAUUUGUUUGGAUAUUAAGAUGCAAUGCGCAGUAUGUGUAACACUAAAAAAGAAUGUCAUGAUAAUUCACAUAUGAAUAAAAUGUUAUCUAAUGUGUUGAUUUUCUAGUUC